GACUUUUGGGAAUACAAAGCAUAAAGGAGCUAAAAGGCUCCCAGGGACUGCCGUUGGACCCAAAGGUUCACAGGGAGAAUAAGAGAUAAUGCCACUGGACUCAAAGGGUCUCAGGCAAAACGGAGAGAUAGGAACAAGGAAGAUGACAAAAACCAGAUGUAUGGACCUUUUUGGGGCACCAGGGGUCUGAAGAAUGCACUGAGUUCAGAGGUCGUCACACUAGACUACACACACAGACACACACACACCACACACACACACUCACACUAAAUGAAAUAUAUGGUAACAGGAUAAUGUGUUGUACCUUUUCUAUUGGUUAAGUGUUAGAGAAAGAGGAGGUGGACCAUCUAUACAGAAGGGUAUUUAAUGUCAUGCAACAAUUGUAAGAACGAGUAUUCUGUUUGUCCUGUACCUGGGACCAGACUCCCUGCAUAUUUCAUUAAACCUAACAACUGAGUGAAGAAAAGGACUCUGUGCAUUUUCUUGAAUUUACUUACUCACCAUCUUUUUUUUUUAAGUUACAUCAAUAUGUAACUUGAAAUCUCCAACUUAAUUAAGGGUUAGUUUAAGUAGUUGAGAGCUCUCUGCAUAUCUACCACACGCUCAAACUUGCAAACAGUAUAAAAGUGUAUUGUUAAGGAGUGACGACGUCAUCACACAGGGUGACGCAGUUUAAAGGUGGAGAGACCAACACAAAGGGGCAUCACAGUCAGUGCAAACUUGUCCAAUGUAAUUAUGGUCCGCUUCACUAACUCUCCUCCCCACCGCUACCUGAUCCUCCCUCCUUCUCCUCCUCUCUGCACCUCCUGGCUUCUCCCUGCACCUCCCCACCCAUCCCUGCCUCUCCUGUCUGUCCCCUGCAGGGUGUGCUCUGAGAAGCACAGGGAGAAGUCUCGUGAAGCUGCCCGGAGUCAGGGAGAGAAGGAGAGCGAGGUCUUCACACAGCUGGCCCUGCAGCUCCCCCUACCCCUUGGCGCUGCCCAGCAGCUGGACAAGGCGUCCAUCGUGAGGCUGACCCUGAGCAACCUGUGCCUCCGAGAACUGCUGCAUACAGCAGAGGCAGGCUGCGGUGAAGUGGACAAUGAGGUGGAGAGGACUGCACCUGUGGAGACGUCGAUCGAGGGAUUCCUGCUGCUGCUGUCCCAGGACGGGGUCAUCAUUUACACCUCAGAGGAAGUGACGAGACACACGAGCCUCAGCCAGGCAACAUCUACCAGUGUACUGCAGUCACCAGCCAGAUGGAUCUCAUUGGGCAGUGUAUUUUGAUUCAUUCAAACCUGUGACAAGGAGGAGAUGUGCAAGGCCAAUCAGGGUCGCACAGUCAACCUCAAAUCGGCUUCCUGGAAAGUGAGCAAAUCAAUUCUAAUUCACAUAUCCUGCCUCCCGAGGUAUAGGUAUGCUUUACCUGUAACAAGCUCCUGCAAUCUGGUUACAAUUUCACUUCCUGCAAUCUGGUUACAAUUUCACUUCCUGUAGUCAGAUUACAUUUUUAGUCAUACAAUGCAUUAGUAAGACCUCACCUAGAAUUUUGUGUUCAGUUCUGGUCACGUCGUUACAAAAAGGAUAUUGCUGCUGUAGAAAGAGUGCAAAGAAGAGCAACCAGAAUUAUCCCGGGUUUAAAAGGCAUGUCGUAUGCAGACAGGCUAAAAGAAUUUAACCUAUUCAGUCUUGAACAAAGAAGACUAUGCGGCGAUCUGAUUCAAACAUUCAAAAUCCUAAACGGUAUAGACAAUGUUGACCCAGGGGACUUCUUUGACCUGAAAAAAGAAACAAGGACCAGGGGUCACAAAUGGAGAUUGGAUAAAGGGGCAUUCAGAACAGAAAAUAGGAGGCACGUUUUUACACAGAGAAUUGUGAGGGUCUGGAACCAACUCCCCAGUAAUGUUGUUGAAGCUGACACCCUGGGAUCCUUCAAGAAACUAACAACCAAACGAGCAAGAUGGGCUGAA
Acipenser ruthenus (sterlet) is the source of this 1949-nucleotide messenger RNA. RefSeq names its product hypoxia-inducible factor 1-alpha-like. Gene Ontology annotation, biological process: cellular response to hypoxia; regulation of transcription by RNA polymerase II. The transcript is spliced from 3 exons. Gene Ontology annotation, molecular function: RNA polymerase II transcription regulatory region sequence-specific DNA binding; DNA-binding transcription factor activity, RNA polymerase II-specific; protein dimerization activity. The coding region runs from base 736 to 1266 and encodes 176 amino acids. The record is from RefSeq and is a predicted model, not a curated record. Lineage: Eukaryota; Metazoa; Chordata; Actinopteri; Acipenseriformes; Acipenseridae.